AUGGAAGACAAAUUCAACGGAAGGUCUAACUAUCCGUAUGUGUUCCUGAAUGACGAGCCCUUUGAAGAGAACUUUAUGAGCAUGCCUUGGUCAAUGACCGAAGGCGGCUUCUUCUACGAGCGCUGGGGAGAUUCCCCGGUGCACUCGAUUUCCGCUGCCAUGUUCCUGCAGAAGGAGGAGGUCCACUGGUUCGAGGACAUCGGAUACCUGCAUCCUGGAUGGCAGCACUGUCCCAGUGGCGACGCAUGGCUCAAGAACCGCCGCACCUGCGACCCCAAUGACGAUGGAUCUAGCGAUACCAUUACAAAAGGCUAUUGAGGAAAGUGCACACGCGAGUGGCGGCUGCUGCCAGAUACGCCCCAAGAAAUCCACUGUGCAAUCAUAUAGAAAGC
Linderina pennispora is the source of this 392-nucleotide messenger RNA. RefSeq lists its product as uncharacterized. Bases 1 to 318 code for a protein of 105 amino acids. Gene Ontology annotation, biological process: cell wall mannoprotein biosynthetic process; protein N-linked glycosylation. Gene Ontology annotation, cellular component: membrane; Golgi apparatus. The record is from RefSeq and is a predicted model, not a curated record. Gene Ontology annotation, molecular function: alpha-1,2-mannosyltransferase activity. Lineage: Eukaryota; Fungi; Kickxellomycota; Kickxellomycetes; Kickxellales; Kickxellaceae. The transcript has a single exon.